Messenger RNA from Hemicordylus capensis (graceful crag lizard), 1706 nucleotides. RefSeq names its product olfactory receptor 6N2-like. The transcript is spliced from 4 exons. Gene Ontology annotation, molecular function: G protein-coupled receptor activity; olfactory receptor activity. Gene Ontology annotation, cellular component: membrane. Gene Ontology annotation, biological process: G protein-coupled receptor signaling pathway. NCBI's taxonomy places the organism in Eukaryota, Metazoa, Chordata, Lepidosauria, Squamata, Cordylidae. The record is from RefSeq and is a predicted model, not a curated record. Bases 148 to 1059 code for a protein of 303 amino acids.
GCAGAAGAAGGCACUCUCUGAGGUAACCUGAACCUAAGCUGUUCAGGGCUUUAAAGCCCAUUAGUCCAAUCCAGGAGAGAUGGAAGCCACCAAUGAGACUAUGUCUUAUGAGAAGGAUCUGGCAACCCUUGUUGCCAGUCUGGGGAGAUGGUCAUGGAGUCCACCAAUUAUACACUGGCACCUGACUUUGAGCUGCUUGGAUUCCUGGACCUGCAGAACUACCACACCCUCCUCUUUGUGAUCUUGCUUGUGAUCUACCUGCUGAUCCUGAGUGCCAAUAUCACCAUCUUCACCAUCAUCUGUGCCACCCCCCGCCUUCACAUCCCCAUGUAUUUCUUUAUUGCCAUAUUGGCUGUCCUGGAGGUCUUCUACACCACAGUCACUAUGCCCAAGAUGCUGGUGGACCUUCUGGGAAGCAAGAAAUCCAUCUCCUUCCAUGGCUGUCUUCUGCAAAUCUAUUUCUUCCACAGCCUAGGGAUCACCGAGGCCUGUUUGCUCACAGCAAUGGCUUAUGACCGAUACUUAGUCAUCUGUACUCCAUUAAAUUAUACAACUGUUAUGACGACCAAACUGUGCUUCCAGCUGGUGUUUGGAUGCUGUGCUUGUGGCUUUGUGCUUCCCUUGCCAGAAAUCAUCCUGACUUCCAGAUUACCGUUCUGUCAGCAAGGUCGUAUAAAUCAUAUUUUCUGUGAUUUCCCCCCACUGAUCAGCCUUGCCUGUACAGACAUAAAAACCAACAUUAUGAUAGACUUCUCGCUCCACUCUGUGGUCAUCCUCUGCCCCAUCUUUCUUAUCCUUCUCUCAUACACAAAGAUAUUGACGGUUGUUAUGAAGAUCAAGAGCUCAGAAGGCCGCCAGAAGGCUUUUUCCACCUGUGCUUCACACCUCAUUGUGGUUCUUGCCUUUUUUGGAACCAUUACUUUCAUGUACAUGCGCUUGACAUGGAUUGGAUCACUGCAUUGUGAUCGGAUCAUAGCCGUUGUCUAUGCCUUCCUUAUCCCUCUGUUCAAUCCUGUGAUCUAUAGCUUGAGAAACAAAGACAUCAGGGAUGUGAUUUAAAAAAAAUUUGUUCCUCUGGUCUGGCACGUCGGGACAUGAGAUGCUCUGGCUGUUGAACUUCUUGAAACACAGCUGUUGUUCAGUUAACAAAGGUCCUGCUCACACAGUUAUGAUUUAUUAUCUCACCCUUCCUUUAGAAAUCUCUGAAAAGCACCCAAUGGUCUCCCAUUGAGACACCAAUCAGAUUUACUAUGUUGGACAUCCAAGAUGAAAUCCUCAUUCAGCCAUGAAACUCACUGGGUGAAACUGAGCCAGUCAGCCUAAUCUACCACACAGGGUUGUUGUGAGAAUGUACAACACUCUGGGCUUCUUGGAGGAAGAGCAGGAUAUAAACGUAAAAAUAAACAAAAAUACUACAGAAUAAGCCUCACUAAACACAGUGGAACUUAUUUAGGAUUGUGCUACGUGAGUCAUAAUUCAUAAUUAUGUUAACAGAGGUUCUUGAAAUAUAAUUAAUUACAGGAUUCCAAGCAGUGUGUACUUCCAGAAUUCAUUAUUUGUUCUUAAAUAGGUGGUUAAUUGAUCAGGCUUAAUCAAAUUCUCCCUCCUUCUUAACUAUUCAGUCUUUGUAAUAGCUGUCAAUGCUUCCUGAUAUUCACCAAAUACUUGACUGGUUGCUGUACACAAAUAAAAUUGUGGCUCAUGAA